UUAAGUGUGAUGAGAGGUACAACAAGAGCAAAGUUGUCCACUCCAUAAUGCGACACGUGGCUGAGAAGACUCAGACCCCGAUCGAGGAGCUUUACGAGAGCAUCGCUUGGCCCCUGAACCGGAAAUACGGACACGCCAUCGACGCAUUCAAGCUCAGCAUUACGAACCCUGACGUGUGGACCGACAUCAAGUUCCCCAGCUCGGCGAUCGAGGAGGAGCUCAAGAGCUACAUCUCCAAGAGGCUGACACCUCAGCCUACCAAACUGCGUGCCGAUAUCGAGGUCACCUGCUUCGGCUACGACGGAAUCGAUGCUAUCAAGACUGCCCUGAGCCGCGCCGAGGCAAACAACACCGACGAGAACCAGAUCAAGGUCCGACUCGUCUCUCCGCCGCUGUACGUCCUCACCAGCCAGUGCCUGGACAAGAGCUCGGGCAUCGCAAGACUCGAGCAGGCCAUCGCAGAUGUCAAGGAGAGCAUCGAUGGCGCCAACGGCAAGCUUACGGUCAAGAUGGAGCCCAAGGCGGUCACCGAGUCCGAUGAUGCCGAGCUCCAGGCCCUGAUGGAGAAGCGCGAGCGGGAGAACGCAGAGGUCAGCGGUGACGAGAGCGUCAGCGAGUCUGAUGACAACAUUCCUGCCGAGGUCUAAAUGUCUUUUUGCCUUCCGCAUCUCUGGCGUAAUGGUCU
This is a messenger RNA of Cryphonectria parasitica EP155, 685 nucleotides long. RefSeq lists its product as uncharacterized. The record is from RefSeq and is a predicted model, not a curated record. Gene Ontology annotation, cellular component: eukaryotic 48S preinitiation complex; eukaryotic translation initiation factor 2B complex; eukaryotic translation initiation factor 2 complex. Lineage: Eukaryota; Fungi; Ascomycota; Sordariomycetes; Diaporthales; Cryphonectriaceae. The transcript is spliced from 4 exons. The coding region runs from base 48 to 647 and encodes 199 amino acids. Gene Ontology annotation, molecular function: ribosome binding; RNA binding; translation initiation factor activity.